GUGGCGUCUGCGGAGUGAGUUCUUGCUGUGAGCGUGCUGCUGGCCUGGCCUGCUCUUCUGUGGGACUCCUCUGCGACCAGUACGACGUAUCCCACGCUGUGCCGGGGCUUGCGAGGCACCGCCACUUGGUGCAAUUCUACCGUUACACCGAGCCCACAGUCAUGCCGAGGCACAAGCGCCUUGCCAUAAACGAGAGUGACGUGAGCAUUGAGGUUGACGCGAAUGAGCAGGGCUCCGACAGCGAGGAGGAGGAGGAUGAUGAGAGCGACGCGGAGCAAGAAGACGGAGCCGUCGACGGGGAGGAGCGCAGCAGCGAGAGCGAGGACGCUCCCCGUAAACGACGGAAGCGGCCGCCGCCGCCGCGCAAGGACGCGAGGGCCCAGCGCAAGGGCAGGAGAGGGCAGGGUCGCGACAGGGGCAGCAAAGCGAGGCAGAGGCGACAGCAGCAAAGCGACGACGAAGACGACUCGGAGGAAGAGGAGGAGCAGAGUGAGGAUGAGGGCAGCACGGGUGGCAAGCAGCGAGGGAAGAAGGGCAGCAAGAAAGAGAAGGGCAAGAAGAAAAAUAAAGACGCUUCCAAUGACAGCGGCUCAGAGAGUGAGAUAUCUCUGUCAGCGGAGGAGCUGGAGAAGCUGAUGGAACAGGUGGAAGAGCAAAAGAAGCUCAUCAGCACGCUACGGAACAAACCCUGGCGGAUGAAACGGCGUCUACAAACACUAAGGGAGGCACAGACGUUUGUGGAAAAGUUCGAGGGAGCCCUGGGCAAGGGACGAGGACGGAAACUCUACGCCUACAAGGUGCUCAUGACCAAGAAAUGGAUGAAAUUCAAACGGGAUUUUGAGAAUUUUCGUACGGCUUGCAUUCCUUGGGAGAUGAAGAUCAAGGAGAUUGAGAGUCAUUUCGGCUCAUCGGUUGCAUCCUAUUUCAUCUUCCUGCGCUGGAUGUACGGCAUAAACAUGGUUCUCUUUGGUUUGACCUUUGGCUUGGUUAUGGUGCCCGAGGCAUUGAUGGGCCGACCUUAUGGCAGCAUGCCACGCAAGGCCGUUCCCCGAAACGACUCUGCAACCGCCAUGAACUUUGCCACCCUGUGGAAUUUUAUGGGUCUAGCGCAGUACUCGGUGCUGUUCUGCGGUUACUACGACAACCAGCGCCAAGUGGGCUGGCUCAAGUACCGGCUGCCGCUCGCCUACUUCUUAGUGGGGCUCGGCUGCUUCGCCUACAGCUUCAUGGUGCUCAUUCGCACGAUGGCGCGCAAUGUCCAUGAAAGCCAGGGCGGAGAGGGCGACGAUAACUUCAACUUCAGCUGGAAGAUGUUCACCAGCUGGGACUACCUAAUCGGAAACCCGGAGACCGCCGACAGCAAGAUUGCGUCCACCACCACAGUGUUUCGGGAAUCGAUAGUGGAAGAGCAGGAGAACCGCAAGGAAGAGAAUGUCCAUCUCCAGCGCUUCCUGCGAGUACUGGCCAACUUCCUCAUCGCCUGGUCACUUGCGGGCAGUGGCUACCUGAUCUACUACGUCGUCAAGCGAGCACAAACGUUCUCACGCAAUGGAUGGGACAACUACGGGUGGUGGGAGCGCAAUGAAGUGAACGUGGUCAUGUCGCUCUUGAGUAUGUUUUGCCCGGCGCUCUUUGACAUGAUCGGGGAGUUGGAAAACUACCACCCCCGUAUCGCCCUGCGGUGGCAACUUGCCCGCAUCUUCGCUCUCUUCAUGGGCAACCUGUACACUUUCAUCAUCGCCCUCAUGGACGAAAUCAACAACAAGCUGGUGGAGGAAAGCAAGCUUCGAAAUUCGACUCAAAUGCAAUUCAUCUUGCACCCAUUCUACCCCGUGGUGCUAAACGGCACGCUGGCAGAGAACGCCACGAUGCCCCCGCUCAUACCCAUGGAUCCCAUGGACAUUCCGCGUGGGCCCUGCUGGGAGACCAUGGUGGGGCAGGAGUUUGUGCGACUCACCGUGUCGGACACCCUCACUACUUACGUCACUAUCCUCGUUGGAGAUUUUGGCCGUGCCGUCUUUGUUCGCCUCUUCAACCACUGCUGGUGCUGGGACCUGGAGUACGGCUUUCCCUCCUAUGCAGAGUUCGACAUCAGUGGGAAUGUGCUGGGACUCAUUUUCAACCAGGGCAUGAUCUGGAUGGGCUCUUUCUAUGCGCCCUGCCUCCCAGCCAUCAACGUGCUGCGACUUCUCGCCUCCAUGUACCUGCAGUGCUGGGCCGUGAUGAGCAGCAAUGUCCCGCAUGAGCGUGUCUUCAAGGCCUCUCGUUCCAACAACUUCUACAUGGCCAUUCUCCUCUUCAUCCUCUUCCUCAGCCUGCUGCCCACAGCGUACACCAUCGUGUCCCUGCCGCCCUCAUUCGACUGCGGUCCCUUUAGUGGAAAAACGCGCAUGUACGAGGUCAUCCAGGAGACCAUUGAGGCCGACUUCCCAGCCUGGUUCAGCACCGUGUUCAGCUACGCGGCCAACCCGGGCCUCAUCCUGCCGCUCAUCCUCCUCAUGGUGCUAGCCCUGUACUACUUACAGGCAGUGUCUCAAUCUUACAAAGAUGCCAACCUGGAGCUCAAGAAGAAACUUCAAAUGCAACGCGAUGACGAGAAAAACAAAAAGAGCAAGGCGGCGGGACUCAUGGAAGAUUUCGAGGAGGAGCAGAACGUGGACGUGAAGAAGGGGGCAGAGGGCGGUGCUGCGAUGGGAGCGGGAAAGGGAGGCGGUGACAAACCGGCGGCAGCGGCUGCGAGCGGAGAGGCGGAGAGGGGAGCCAAACACGGGGCGGCUGCUCACGAGGGACCGCCGGCGGCGCAGGGACAGCAGAGUGGACAGGCAGCAAUAGCAGGUGCGUGCAGAGGUCAAAGUCAGCCGAACGGGGCACGAGCCACGCGGGGAGAAUCGGACUUUCCGCAGGGGCCCCCGCAGCCAGGGCGUGGGCGUGGAGGUGGAUCCCGCCACCCUUACCCCCGCUACGCGCACCCGCAGUAUCCGUACGGUUAUCCGCCCUACGCACACCCAAGCAUGAUGUACCCUCCGUGGGGGGGCGGCGGCAUGCUCCCUGGAUAUCCCCGACCUCCACGCGCCAUGAUGAGGGGUGGCCCUACCUAUUGACGGCACUCGUUUGGCGACGCACAUGUACGUUCGUGCUGUGAAAACGCAUCAGAAAACUAAAGCAGAACGUAAGGAGAUAG
Lethenteron reissneri (Far Eastern brook lamprey) is the source of this 3181-nucleotide messenger RNA. RefSeq names its product transmembrane channel-like protein 1. Gene Ontology annotation, biological process: detection of mechanical stimulus involved in sensory perception of sound; vestibular reflex. Gene Ontology annotation, cellular component: plasma membrane. Gene Ontology annotation, molecular function: mechanosensitive monoatomic ion channel activity. The record is from RefSeq and is a predicted model, not a curated record. Lineage: Eukaryota; Metazoa; Chordata; Hyperoartia; Petromyzontiformes; Petromyzontidae.